Messenger RNA from Tricharina praecox, 1504 nucleotides. RefSeq lists its product as uncharacterized. The transcript has 3 exons. NCBI's taxonomy places the organism in Eukaryota, Fungi, Ascomycota, Pezizomycetes, Pezizales, Pyronemataceae. The record is from RefSeq and is a predicted model, not a curated record. The coding region runs from base 172 to 1491 and encodes 439 amino acids.
CACCACCUUUUGGCUUCUGUUUCCGGAUCGCUGCAAAUUAAAACUUAACAGCGUUCGGAUCCAACGCCGAUUUUCCAAAAGCGGGGCUAGAACGAUUUUCCCAUCGACGGUUCCUCAUCCUUCGUCCCUCAGCUGCGGCCCUCGCUCGCCCAUCGAUAGCACGAAAUCGCAAUGGUUACCGGCAUAGAAACGGCGGGCUUAGUCCUAGCAGUAUUCCCGGUGUUUGUUCAGGUUCUCGGCGCGUACCUCGACGCGACCAGCAACUUCAGAAACAGAAGAGCUUUGGUGCGGGAGCUGAAGGUGGAGGCCAUCUUGUUUACGAACACAUGUGCGACUCUUCUCGAGGGACUGGUCCCGCCGGAAACCGUGAUGCUACUCUUGAGUGGGAAAGGCUGGGACGACCGGAAGAUCCACAGUUUGCUCAUCGAUCGCAUUGGAGUGGACGCGGCUGGGGUAUUCGUGGAAUCGGUAGAGGCUUUGAGUUUGGCGCUUGAAAAACUCCGUACGAAGCUUGGGCUUGAUGAAGAUAUGAAGUCUGCAGCAGACUUCCGGCCGAAUCGAUGGGACGAAAUCAAACUCAGCUUCAAACAGGGAGAUUUACUUGGCGACAUUAAAACGACGAACGAGAACAUCACACGACUGGCGAAGGUAACCCCGACCACGUUACCAAAACUUGCCCUACAAACUGCGGCGGCGGCGGACAAUUACAAUCGUAUCCGCAACCAUGCCAGAGGACUAUACGAGGUCUUCCGUCAAAGAUUUCAAGUGGCACCUGUCUGCCGGUGCGAUCCACACGAUGCGAGUCCACCAUUGCAGCAGAUUGCAGUAGACACAGCCUCCCGGGAACCGUGCAGAAUCAGGGUGACGUUUUCAAAUCCUCCCCUACGCAACCCGUCGACAUGGACAUGGCGCGAGAUGGAUUUUAAACCAAUCGACGGUCAAGUGGCCAACAGCGCUGAGGGCUCUGUCUGCGGCGGUUUGGGGCAGAGCGGGGAAGCUGGCGGCCAUUGCAAUGGAAAUAUCAAGACUGAAAAUAACCACACUUCGCUCUUCCCGUCGAAAGAGAAACAAAAAGGACUACGAAGGAUUCUUUCACGAGGAAGGAGUGGAAAUGAUACGAAGACUUUCAGCUCGCCGCCAAAAGAGCUUCGGAAUACGCCAAAAGUCUCUUUCAACCUUCCCAACGAAGACACGAAAACACCGAGCACAUUCACCCCCGAUCUCGCACAAAGAAUAGAGGACUUGUGUGGCGAAAUCGACCGAGCAAAGUCGGACUCUACCUACCUAGGCGUCCUGGAGUUCGAUAAAACGUGGCAUCGGCUGUGCACGCCUCAAUCAUCCGCUGCCUGCCGUUACGCCAGAGAGACGAUUUCACUUGAGGAGCUCCUUAUCCGCGGAUAUUUUGACAAGCGGGAACGAUUGAGAUUAGGUGUGCAGCUUUCAUCAGGCUUGAUGCAGCUACACGACACCGAGUGGCUGAACGAAAGCUGAGGGAAACGCGAUG